AUGUUUUGGAGUUGCAGACAAAGUAUCUUUGCUGAAAUGAAGAAGAAAUUUUCACAGGUGGAAAGUGCUGCUGAGGAACCCAGGGUGCUAUGUAUAAUACAAGAUACCACAAAUUCCAAGACAGUGAAUGAGCGUGUUACCUUGAACCUGCCAGCUUCCACACCACUUAAGAGGCUGUUUGAAGACGUGGCUUCGAAAGUGGGCUAUGUGAAUGGAACUUUUGAUUUAAUGUGGGGAAAUGGAGAUAACGUAACCGAUAUGACUCCAGUAGAUCAGAACAGUGACAAAACUCUUCUUGAUGCUGGUUUUGAGCCAGGGAAGAAGAAUUUUCUGCAUUUGACAGACAAAGAUGGUGAGCAGCCUCAUCUAAUGCCAGAGGAAUCGAGUACAGCAGAUGACAGUGCGCAAGACAGAUUUAUAGGCCCUCUUCCACGAGAAGGCUCCGUUGGCUGUACCAAUGACUAUGUCAGUCAAAGCUAUUCUUAUUCUUCAGUCCUGAGCAAAUCGGAGACAGGUUAUGUGGGGCUAGUAAAUCAAGCAAUGACUUGCUACUUGAACAGCCUUCUACAAACGCUUUUCAUGACUCCUGAAUUUAGAAAUGCAUUAUAUAAAUGGGAAUUUGAAGAAUCUGAAGAGGAUCCUGUGACGAGUAUCCCCUACCAGCUUCAAAGACUCUUUGUUUUACUGCAGACCAGCAAAAAAAGAGCAAUUGAAACAACAGAUGUUACACGGAGUUUUGGAUGGGAUAGUAGUGAGGCAUGGCAGCAACAUGAUGUGCAGGAGCUUUGUAGAGUCAUGUUUGAUGCUUUGGAGCAAAAAUGGAAGCAAACAGAACAGGCCGAUCUUAUAAAUCAACUGUAUCAAGGCAAACUGAAGGACUAUGUACGGUGUCUAGAAUGUGGCUACGAAGGCUGGAGGAUCGACACUUACCUGGAUAUUCCUUUGGUCAUCCGGCCAUACGGCUCCAACCAGGCGUUUGCUAGCGUGGAAGAAGCACUGCAUGCUUUCAUUCAGCCUGAGAUUCUUGAUGGCCCCAAUCAGUAUUUUUGUGAACGAUGUAAGAAGAAAUGUGAUGCCAGGAAGGGUCUGCGGUUCUUGCAUUUUCCAUAUCUGCUGACAUUACAGCUGAAGAGAUUUGACUUCGAUUACACAACUAUGCACAGGAUUAAACUCAAUGAUCGUAUGACUUUUCCUGAGGAGUUAGACAUGAGUGUCUUCAUUGAUGUUGAAGAUGAGAAGUCCCCUCAGACUGAGAGUUGCACUGAUAGUGGAGCUGAAAAUGAAGGCAGUUGUCACAGUGAUCAGAUGAGCAAUGAUUUUUCCAACGAUGAUGGAGUUGAUGAAGGAAUCUGCCUUGAAAGCAAUAGUGCAGCAGAAAGAAUUUCUAAAGCUGGCAGUGAAAAGAGUUCUUUACUGUAUGAGCUCUUUUCUGUUAUGGUUCAUUCUGGAAGUGCUGCUGGUGGCCAUUAUUAUGCCUGUAUAAAAUCUUUUAGUGAUGACCAGUGGUACAGCUUUAAUGAUCAGCAUGUUAGCAAGAUAACUCAGGAAGAUAUUAAGAAAACAUAUGGUGGAUCUUCUGGAAGCAGAGGCUAUUAUUCCAGUGCUUUUGCUAGCUCCACAAAUGCAUACAUGCUGAUAUACAGACUGAAGGAUCCAACAAGAAAUGCAAAGUUUCUUGAGGCACAUGAGUAUCCAGAGCAUAUUAAACAACUGGUACAGAAAGAGAGAGAAUUGGAAGAACAAGAAAAGAGGCAACGUGAAAUUGAGCGCAACACUUGCAAGAUUAAAUUGUUCUGCAUGCAUCCGACAAAACAAAUAAUGAUGGAGAACAAAUUAGAGGUUCAUAAGGACAGGACACUGAAGGAAGCUGUGGAAAUGGCUUACAAGCUAAUGGAUUUAGAAGAGGCCGUUCCUUUGGAUUGCUGCCGUCUUGUCAAAUACGAUGAGUUUCAUGACUACUUGGAACGAUCUUAUGAAGGAGAAGAGGAUACACCGAUGGGUUUAUUACUUGGAGGUGUCAAAUCAACGUACAUGUUUGACUUAUUGUUGGAAACAAGAAGACCUGACCAAAUUUUCCAGUGCUAUAAACCUGGUGGUAAGACAUGUAAUUACAUACAGACAAGGAUAGUUGACCUAAAAACUGAAUCAGUUGCGCCUCCGAUAAGCGUACGAGCUUAUUUGAAUCAAACAGUUUCAGAAUUUAAACAGCUAAUUUCAAAGGCUACACACCUGCCGGCCGAAACAAUGCGGGUAGUGUUGGAACGUUGCUACAAUGACUUGCGUCUUCUGAACGUUUCCAGCAAAACGCUGAAAGCUGAAGGCUUUUUUAGAAGCAACAAGGUAUUUAUUGAAAGCUCAGAGUCUUUAGAUCGUCAUGUGGCAUAUACUGAUUCUCAUUUAUGGAAACUUUUGGAUCGUCAUGCAAAUACAAUCAGACUAUAUGUUUCAUUACCAGAGCAAUCACCUGGAUCUCAGUUUAGACGAGCAGUUUAUCAGAAGUCUAGUGGAGAUUCAGGCAACUUGGAUGAAACUUGUGAAAGAGUAAAAGGACCUGUAGGUAAUAUGAAAUCUGUAGAGGCAAUUCUGGAAGAAAGCACUGAAAAGCUUAAAAGCUUGUCCCUGCAGCAGCAGCAGGAGGGAGAUAAUGGAGACAGCAGCAAAAGCACAGAAGCCAGUGAUUUUGAAAACAUUGAAUCGCCUUUAAAUGAAAUAGACUCUUCGGCAUCAGCAGAAAACAGAGAACUUGAAAACCAAAUUCAGAUUUCUGAUCCAGAAAAUCUCCAAUCUGAGGAACGGUCAGAUUCAGAUGUAAAUAACGACAGGAGUACAAGUUCGGUGGACAGUGAUAUCCUCAGCUCCAGUCACAGCAGUGAUACUUUAUGCAAUGUGGACAAUGCCCCACUUCCCUUGGCUAAUGGACUUGAUUCUCAUAGCAUCACGAGUAGUAGGAGAUCAAAAGCUAAUCAGGGGAAGAAAGAAACCUGGGACACAGCAGAAGAAGAUUCUGGAACAGAUAGUGAAUACGAUGAAAGUGGCAAGAGCAGAGGAGAAGCACAAUAUAUGUACUUUAAGUCAGAACCCUAUGCUGCAGAUGAAGGUUUGGGAGAAGGGCAAAAAU
Messenger RNA from Tauraco erythrolophus (red-crested turaco), 3118 nucleotides. The record is from RefSeq and is a predicted model, not a curated record. Lineage: Eukaryota; Metazoa; Chordata; Aves; Musophagiformes; Musophagidae.